GUCACCUCUAUUUGUAAUCGUUACCACCAAAGCAUUCAAGCUCAGUCUCACUUCAACCUUCCUUUCUCCCUUCCUCUCUUCCUUCUCAUAAUCUUUAAAAUUUCAAACCAUUUUCUUCUAUAAACAAACCCCAUGGCAAACUCUCUAUGUUUCUCACCUGCAAUUUCCUUCAAAUCUUCACACAAACCAGGGGUGGUUGUUGUUGGGAGUUCUGCUGCUGGAAAGGUUUUUAAAUUCAAUAAUGUAUUUCAACACCAUGGGAAUUCCAAAUUUCAGUCUUUGGAGGUUAAGGCUACAGAUAGUAAUCAAAGUACCAAACCAAAUAGCAUAGUCUGUUCUAAUUGUGAUGGAAAUGGUGCCAUUCAGUGUUCACAAUGCAAAGGUGAUGGAGUUAACUCUGUAGACCACUUCAAUGGGCAGUUUAAAGCUGGUGGAUUAUGUUGGCUUUGCAGAGGCAAAAGGGAGAUUUUAUGUGGGGAUUGCAAUGGAGCAGGCUUUAUUGGAGGAUUCAUGAGCACAUUUGAUGAGUAGUUCUAUGGAACUGGAAGUUGAAUAUGUUGCAGUGGUCAGGAGGAGUGAGCAUGUGGGUCAAUUUGUGUUCAGCCUUGAGUGGUGUAUCAUGGAUGAAUCUGACAUUUUCUUAGCUUGAAAUGUGAUACUUUUCUCCAUGGAGCUAGAUUCUUGCGGAA
This is a messenger RNA of Vitis riparia (riverbank grape), 689 nucleotides long. Its product is annotated as protein BUNDLE SHEATH DEFECTIVE 2, chloroplastic-like. Gene Ontology annotation, cellular component: protein folding chaperone complex; chloroplast stroma. The record is from RefSeq and is a predicted model, not a curated record. The coding region runs from base 133 to 531 and encodes 132 amino acids. The transcript has 5 exons. Gene Ontology annotation, molecular function: protein folding chaperone. Lineage: Eukaryota; Viridiplantae; Streptophyta; Magnoliopsida; Vitales; Vitaceae.